Messenger RNA from Fusarium redolens, 1144 nucleotides. RefSeq lists its product as uncharacterized. NCBI's taxonomy places the organism in Eukaryota, Fungi, Ascomycota, Sordariomycetes, Hypocreales, Nectriaceae. The record is from RefSeq and is a predicted model, not a curated record. The transcript is spliced from 3 exons. The coding region runs from base 390 to 893 and encodes 167 amino acids.
AACCUGCAUAAGGCGUCACGCCUUUUUGCUGCAGUGCCCGGCAUCUCGGUAUCCAUCUACGGGUCCCGUGCCUGGCUUGAGUAAUAAGGGUCCCAUCUCGUCCUGCAAGAUAUGCCUUACGGCUGGGGCUAACAUAGCAAGGGGUUGUUUGUAUGGACGUGAGUCUCUUGAGGCUCCAGUAUGCCUAUGUGAAGUUUCAACCUCUUUGCGCAGAUGGGUUGAAAACGUGAAGUAUAAGAAGAACGUCCUUGUUCCUAAGGACAGUAUUUCACAAUUCCAUCUUCACUCACAUCUUUGCAUAACAGCUUACUAUCACUAUCCCUAUAACAACAAUUGCAAUCUUCUGCGAUAACACUUGAGACAAAGAAACAAACCCGAAAGUCGUGAAUAUGGCUAGCUACUACAACACUACCUCCUCUUACGCUAGCCCUCCGGCUUUCAAGAGAUCUCGAAGCAUCAAGAGCGACCAUGAGAUCGAUCUCAAUGGACCCAUUGAAGUUGUUGGGUCCGUCAAGUCUGGAAGCAGCAUCAGCUUGAACGGCGAUGUAAUCGUUCGAGAGAAGGUUGACGCCUAUGGAAGCCUUGGUCUGAAUGGAAGCAUCAGAUGCGAUGGCAAGGUCAAGGCCUACGGAAACAUCUUGGUGAACGGAUACACUGUUGCCAACGACAAGAUCAAGGGCUGUGGAAAGCUCCGAGUCGUGGGAACACUUGAGGCCACAGACUUGGAGAUUUACGGAAACGUGAGCGUCACAGGGCUAUUGAAAUGCCGACGCCUUGUUGUCUACGGAACUUUGACAUUGAUCGGAAGCGACUCAAGCUACUAUGUCGAAGAGUCUGAGCAAGUGGCCGGAGCUGUCAUGAUGAGGGAGACCGAGCCUGACUGGGACUGGUAACUGAGUAUUAUGAUGUGAUGGAAUAAUGAAUGGGGGGUUACUUGCAUGGCCAGGAGGCUAUGACUGGGACGUUUUGUAUCAUGAGAUUGGGAAUUGUGUUUUCGGUUUGCUUUGGGACUGUACUUGAGUCAUUGUGCUUGGCGUUUAGGUAGAUCAUCAUGGAUUCAGUUCUAUCUUAGAGUGGGAAAUCUUUCACAAGAAGAUUGUAACAGAAGAUAUUUAGAUUGGAAUAUACAGUUACAAGGGGACAA